Messenger RNA from Mercenaria mercenaria, 2257 nucleotides. RefSeq lists its product as uncharacterized. NCBI's taxonomy places the organism in Eukaryota, Metazoa, Mollusca, Bivalvia, Venerida, Veneridae. Gene Ontology annotation, cellular component: trans-Golgi network. The record is from RefSeq and is a predicted model, not a curated record. The transcript has 7 exons. Bases 499 to 1290 code for a protein of 263 amino acids.
GUGGAUUUCUUCAUUUUGGUGGAAAUUAAGUGGAAUUUGCCAAAACAGCUAGAAGAGCAGUGUCAUUUAAGCUGCAUGCAAAUAGAUUUGUCAUUAAAAUUUUGUUGAAAAUUAGAAAAGGAAUUCUUUAGUUAGUAGGCCUAUUUGCAAUAGACAGAAAUUUUAAAGUAAUUUCGAGCGUUUUAUGAGUUUUUGUACACAUUUUUGCGCAAUAACACAUUAACAAAUAAAAGAUGAAGAAACUUUCAAAAACCGUUACUCAAACUAUUGAAAUUUAAACAACAUAUAAGGAAUGCAGCUGCCUUUUGUAUAAAAUGUAUCAAUCUAAUCAAUACUGAUUUAUCAUUAAAUCAGUUACUCUCUGUUUUCUUCCUUCAAAUUUUGAAAUCCAUCUAGAGACAAGUUUAAUCCCCGACGAAACAGAAAUGUCGCUGUUCUCAAAGUAGAACUUGUGGAAUAAACGACAAAAGUUGCAGCGUGUACAUGAAGUGAUUAUUUAUGUGCUUGAGUUUGCAAAGGAAGACAUUAACUAAAAUGUGGUUGUCUUGGCUUAUUUCAUUUCUAGUAAUAUCACGUGACGUUUUGACACAGACUCCACAUGUAUGUGUGGGGAUAAACGAAUGUAAGUGUAAAUUCCAGGAUGAUGACACUGUUAUAGAUAUCACUAGUCUUGGAAACACAGACGGUUCUCCCAGAUUUAAAGAUGUUUUGUCUAAAGAUGGAUACGAGUAUUCGUACAAUCCAUGUGGACCUUUCACCGAAUUCAGCUGUGGUAACGCAGCAGUAUGUCGCAGAGAUCGUGCAACGGGCAAGACUGAGAUGACCGGCUCGGCGGAAAUGCCCCAGUUCACGUAUGACGAACAAACCGGAGAUACCGUUAUAGGGUAUACUGCAGGAGCACUUGGAAAUGUUCAUACAUUUGUGUAUUUGAUGUGUGAUGACAGUCCACAUCCGGGGCCUCCACAGUUCUAUCCAAAUGGAACCAUGAGCGAAAACUUAUACAUUUUAACAGUGUAUACGGCAUGCGCAUGCGGGAACAGAUGCGAUGCCAAUGGUAUAAUUGGGCAAGAGGGUUCCACUUCCAGUCUUGGCAUCGGAUACAUCAUACUAAUUGGAGUUGUUUGUGUGGCUUUGCUGUAUUUUGUUGUUGGUGCGGCGAUAAUGAAAUUCUGUAAAAAGGCGACAGGAAAAGAAGUUAUUCCCAACAGUUCCUUCUGGUGUGGUCUCCCUGGCAACGUAAAGAGAGGAUGUACAGUAGUCUGCUGUAGAAGAAAUUAUGAAAAAAUGUGACAUCAGUUACAUGUGUGAUACAGAAAAUUUGCCUCCAACUGAAUCCUGGAAUAUAUAUAAUGUAAUCUAACAUGACCUGGUUGGGGAGUUGAAUAUUAGGAAUUUCACAAUCGACAUACCUUUAAGUGCAAAAUCAUCAUUUGAAACAUUUAGUUAUGCACCUGUCAAUAUUUUGCCCGCCCGGGGGAGCGGCGGGCAUACACGGGACUUUAGACAGAAGACCAUUCCCGACAGGCGGGAAUUUGACAAACAUUUGAUGUACCAACCAGGCUCUAGGGUAGGAUUUAGACAAAAAAGGUUGUCCCUAGGGUGGGGAUUUAGACAACAAAUUUUUUGAAAUGUCAAAUUCCCCCGGGUCGGCCCGCCGCCCCCCUGGGCGGGCAAAAUAUUGACAGGUGCAUUACACUCAUUUAUAACAGCGGUGCCAACACUGGAAACAAAACAAACUUGUUCUCGGCAAAAAGGUUUAAAUGAAUGACUAUAAUGUACUUGUAUUUCUACUGAACCGCCAGGAGAGAGCAAAAUAUUUAGACGACUGUAAAUGUUUUCAGACCAUUCCCUGUCUCCAUGACCGAGUGUUGCAACCAUUUUGAAGUCUUUAAUUAUAUUUUUUGCUUUCUAUACAAUAUUUUAAACUGCUUCUCUAUUUCUCAAUGUUAAAUUGUAAUGUAUACUGUGUGUAUUUGAUUUACUCCAUACGUCAUCAAGCAGCAUUACGUCACCAAAACUGAAAUGAGCAUGAUGAGCAUUAAUUGCGAAAUAAUACAUCAUAAACAAUGUUUUGUUGUCGACUGAAUAAUUGUUUGGAGUUUAGAUUCGAAGAAACUAUCUCACGAGGGUGCAGCUUGAGUGAUAUAAUAAAACACAUCUAAACAAAAAAACAAUGAUUUUUAUUCUAGAACAAAUCACUGUUGAUAUAUAUUUUUUCAAUUCUUAACAGCAUUCAAGAUUAUCAUUUAUCGCAUAG